GGCUCAGUUGCUGUUGUUCCCAGUUGCUUCCACUUUGUUAUGAUACCACUAACAGUUGAAUAUUUACUAGCAAGGAAAUUCACAGAUGGACUUAUUGCACAGGUAGAACCCUAUCACAGUAUCACGCUUGAAUUCACUGAGCUCCUGAGAGCGACCCAUUCUUUCUCAAAUGUUUGUAGAAGCAGUCUGCAUGCCUAGGUGCUUGAUUUUAUACACCUGUGGCCAUGAAGGUGAUUGGAACACCUGAAUCCAAUGAUUUUGAGGGGGUUGCCAAGACCCAAAAAUGGUGGAUGGAG
Molecule: messenger RNA, 296 nt
Organism: Staurois parvus
Lineage: Eukaryota; Metazoa; Chordata; Amphibia; Anura; Ranidae
Source: the annotation of a GenBank genome assembly